AUGUCUCAUUUAAGGUCUUUCACAUUGACUCUUUUGCAUCUCAAUUCAUCCCUCAAUCCCUUAAUCUACUGCUGGAAGAUGAGACACAUUCGACAUACUGUUAUGGACAUACUUCGAAAUAUUUUCGCGAUUUUUCCCCACUAAAGAAAGGAUCUAACUGAGAAUAACUUAAUCGGCCUUUUUCUCUCUGAGUGCUGAAAAUAUUAGCUUUCUAGCAAUACAAUUGGAAAAAUGACACUAAAUAUAAACGGGAACUGAAACCUCUUGUACUCUCUGUUUGAAGGCAAAGGAAGAAAUAUUUGAUCGAGUGAGUAUAAGUUCAUGAGAUUUCAGUUUGCUUUGGAAUAAUUAACAAAUAACGGAAACUCUGAAAGUAUUAUUUAUCAAAGUCCGAAGGAGGGCAAAGAGAAAAAAAUAGUUAGUUUAGGACGAAUGACGAGUGACUUGAUAAACAGAGGGCCGAGUUUCCAAAUUUGCAUGGGCAAAAAGUUCUGUGUACAGUAAAGUGAGUUUACUAGAUUUUGUUAAGGCCAUAGUGCAUGCAAUGAAGAAAGCUAACUAAAGAGGAGAGAGAUCAAAACUAUGUCAAUAAAUCUUGCAUACUGAAUGUACCAAGAGUGGCAAAAAGAUUUACCGGUAUAACAACAACAAUAACAAUACAUAAUAAUAAUUAUUAUUAUUAUUAUUAAUAAAAAUAAUAAGAAUAAUACUAAUAAGAAUAAUAAUGAUAAGAAGAACAACGCGAGCCUAUUUGUUGAGAAAGACGAAAACUAGUAGUUUAUACUGUUGAGAAUAUAUAUUACAAUAUUUGUAACUGAUUCAUAUCAAUAAAGUUCACGUGAAAAAGUUAAGAUGUUUUGAAGAAUGGUAAAAAUAUACCAUUUAAUCAGGAAACAGCUCUCCUGACAGCGCAACCGAUUGGAACAAAUGAUCGAUAGCUAAAUAAUACUAAAAUACCAUGAUAUGGAACCACAAAGCAGUCAUAAUAUGGCUCCAAUAUCAAGCAAAGAGCUUCUUGCUCUGAGAUCAAAAAGUUAGAACCAUUAUGUUUGAAGAAACAAUUAAGUAUGAGGCCCAGGGUUGAACCUAUUCAGUUUCCUCAUGUCCCAGUUUAACGUCUUGCAAGCAACCCUCGGUACGUGUGUUUACAAUAAAGUUGAAACUUUCGUACGAGACCUCGUACUUAAUGUUUCCGUAGAUAUUUAGAAAGAGCGAGUCCAAAAAAGUAAUUAUUGUAACCACUCACAGAACAACAGUAACAACGUGAAAAUGAAAAAAAAAUUACAAAAUCGUAUAUUUUCCACUAUUCUUGAACUAAAAUGUGUUUUCUUCGACACAUUUAUUUUUCCUGUUCAGUGGUUACGAGCGCUCUUUCAUUAUCAUGAAAGUUCGCCCACAAUUUCUAUUUCAAGGGAGGGGAGGGAAGAAAAGCAUGCUCCUGUCAUUUAGCAACUUUUAACCGCAAAGAGAAACACAAUACAUGCACACUUCAUACACACUGAAGUUUUUUUUUUUUUGGCCUACAAUGUAACUUCUGGGUCCACCAAUAAAUGUGCCAGCCAAUAAAGACAAUAAAGUCUAAUGUUUUUACUACCUACAUUUAUCAUUUGUCAGGGAGGGAGGUGAGGCUAAUUAUUGUUACAUCAGUUCUAUCCCAAAUAAAACCAUUUUGCCACUUCCUCGCGUAUACGUGUAUAAGUAGACAUUUUACAAGGAAAUAAGCCAGUUUUUUUGUUUAUUUGGUACGCAUAAAAGUGUUUUCGAUACAUUUUCAAUAAAAUGAAAUUGAGAAAUAGUUGAUUGUCGUUUAAAGCAUAUACUGCUUUUUGCAACAUGAUUACCCAUCGAAUUGCCACGUCGUGUUGGCCGGUGUCAUAAAGUUGAGGCUAUAAUGGAUAUUAAUUUUUAAACAUUCUAAUCAUUGCUACUGAUUAAACUUUGGCACAAAAGACAGUCCAAGACAGCAUGAUUUGUUUAAGUAACUACCUACUGUGUCUUUGUUUAACACCCUAGCAAGUAAGUUUUUUUAAAAAUGGAUAAUAAGUUUCUUAUCUCAACUCUUCCCUGUGACUCGUCAUAGAUCGUUGUUUAUCAAAAGGUCUGCCCCAUAUUUUUUGCAUUGGUACAGUAAAUACAUUGGACUGGUCUUCGACGUGAUGGUCGGUUUUUCCCGUAAACCAUCAUUAAACUCUUUCUUUGUGUAUGACUUUGUAUUAGCGAUUGAUUACAACCAGCUGCUGUUAAUAGAGCGAUUUUCGUAUGACCUUGAAACGAAAACGCGCCAACAAAACAGAAACAACAAACGAGCGGAAAUAGGGCAAUUUGAUUGGUUUAUCGAACGAAUACAAACCCGCUUGGCUUUUGGUUGGUUAAGCGAACGCUCGGGUGAAAAAACUUCACGCCCGAGAACUUUCUAGAAAUCAAUCGAUACUUCAGUUUGACGUCAUACUUCAACACGAUUGGCUAAUCGAACACUGCCUACUCCAUAUUAGGGUUUUCUUUGGCGAGAAAACGAAGAGGUCAUGUUUUGAUCCUUUCAUCCAUUGGCUGAUAAAGCAAAUAAGGAACACUUACCGAAACCAUUUUUCCUUUUUGACCGGCGAACUUCAACACUUAGUCCGACCUAUCGCGUUUCGGUUUAAAUGAAAAUAUAUUUAACUGAAUUACGGGCUCUAGUAAGAUAUAGUUUUAAUUCCAAACAACUGAAUAUUUCGGUUGCUAUGAGUAUAACUUUAUGUUUUAAUGGAGGGAGAAAAUAUCGUCUUGUUUAUUAAAUGCGCAUUAAAUUGCGAGCAAUGAUGAACUUUCUUUAUAUUAAACUAAAAAAAAACUAGAGAUAAUAUGAUCCACGUUUUGAUAGCUGCCCCGGAUGAAUUUCAUACCACCAUCCAUUAAGUUAAUAAAGCAUGACAGUAUAUUGUUCUUGAAUACUUUUUUAAUAAAAUGAAAUUGAAACAUACUUUCCGAGUUAAUUGUAGCUUAAAACAUAUAUUGCUUGCCACCUGGUGUUGGCUGGUUUCAUUAAGAUGAGACUACAAUGAACGUUUUAAACGUUCUGAUCGUUUGCAAAUGAUCAAGAUCAUAUAACCUGAGAUCAGGCGUUAGUAUUAUUAUUAUUAUUUUUGCUUCUUUGCUUCUUUGGGACGAGAGGGAAAAAAAUAACGCCUGAUACAUUCAUUUAACAAGCGAUCAACCGCCUCCUAAUUUACAUAAUCUAACUUCUGCUUGACCUCUCAUGUUAUUAGCCAAUAAGCGGUUACCAGACGGGAAUCAAAUUUUUGUGGGAAUAAUGGGCGCUUUCCAUUUAGUCAAAAUUUCCGGAAUUUCCGGUUCGGCGGUAAAUGGAACACGUUUCGUCGGUUCGUCCCCCUGGAAAAUUCCCAGAAAAAGUGGAAAAUCUAAAAAGGUGGUCCCGUUUUCCCGGUUGGAAUUUCCGAACGGAAUGUUGUGUUCCAUUUACGUUUCUUGUAUUUUGAACCAGUUCCAGGUCCACGGUCCGGCACCGCCACGUACUGGGGUUUACGAUCAAAUGGAACAACUUUUUACCAAUGGGAAAUUCCACUUUUGCUACAACCGAAAUUUCCGGGUUUUUUUCCUAAAUGGAAAGCGCCCAAUGUCUCUUUCGCCGAAAUCAAUUGUAGGGAAAUUUUUAAGUACGUGCACGCCAGAUGGCGCUUCCUAAAAAAAAAAUUAAAAGUUCUUUUUUUUGUGUGAUGAAGUACUGCUGGCUGGAGCUGCGUUACCGUUAUUUAACAGCUACAAAUAAUAAAGAAUGUACAAGCUCGUUUACUUCCUUCUGUGGCGAAAGCAAAAAAGAUUAGGCUGGAGCAUCAUAUUUCACAAACUGAAAAGUGUUGUGUAAGCGAAGAUCGCUCAGACUGAUUCGCAGGUUUCUGAAGGAGGAAUUACAGUCAAACCAGGUCAAGAUUCCAUUCAUGAAUUGAUUAUUUUAAAAGUUAAACCGUGAGCAAGGGAGCCAAGCGCGGUCAUUGCACGCGUGCUGAACAAGAAUGUUGUAUAAUGACAGACUAGAAACAAUUAAUAGACAACUCCCAAGGCACAAACUCAGCCAAAACGCUAAAAAUCUUCAAUGUUUACUCAAGUUUGGGCUUAUAGAAGAUAAUGUCACAUUUUUUCAAUGACCAUGAAAUUCAGAGUGCGGGUAGUAAGUUAAUCAAUUGUGGCCCUGAAAAAAUUUGAAGGAAAAAAAACUACGAAUUUUUAAGAAAAUGCUUUUUUCGUGGAAGGACUCUUAAACGCUGACAAACGUCAACAAAUAGCGAAAACUAUAAUUUCUAUAUGUUUGCUUUGCUCGAAAUCGCGCGCAUUUACAAGGCCCUAAAGCGUUUUGCUGACUUGCAAGGACCCAUCUGUUAUAAGGAUGCCCAAAAUAAAGAGAUGAGUCUCAUAGUUUAUAAGAUAUAAUCCGUGUAAAGUUUGCUUACCAUUUUCGCAUAAAUUAUGACCUAAAUUUGGAAACCGCUGAAUUUCUCGAAUUGGGUCUUUGCGAUUUUGGUAAAACUCUGUUCAGCGCAAGGCACUAAUGCACACUAUGUGUAGCAGAGAGAUUUUCACGAAAAAAUGUCGGUAACAGCAGAUUUUCGACUCAGAUCUCAAAGGGGCGUGGUAUUAUAACCACGUGACAUUUACUCCGAUCGCCAAAAAUUUUAUGUUAUAUUGUAGAUUGAUCUAUAUGUUAUCCAUUCUAUGUGUUAGACUUACGAUAAAAGUAAAGGUGGGGAUACCAGAGAGCUUCAAAGUAGGAUGGUACCCCCCCAAAAAACUGGGUCGAGUCACCUUAAAUCUCCUGAAACAAAAUGGUCGCCGUGUGACCAAGGUCUAUUGCCUAAUUCCUUUGUAUCGCGUAUUGUCUGUCUGGCCUGGGGGUUAAUUAGUCCUUCUGAUGACCUGUACGGGGAGGCUCAGGUAUAUGAAAGGGUAAGGAUUUCACUAGUUGAAAUAAAUGAAACUGUAGGUAGAUUUGUCAUUUCGGUCCGUAACAAGGCCCAAAAGAGCUGAAAGAUGCAUUAUGUCUGUGAGAGAGUCGGCGCGUGAAAGCUUUCUGGCCUUCUGAUUUGUUCACAUUUAAAAGACAAUGCAUUUACAGCAGUUCGAAGGGAUACAAAGUUCUAAACUAGGUAUGUGAAAGGGGUACCAUUUAUCAAUAGAAGGCAAACGAAAGGGGUACUGUUGAAGUGACAAGUGCAAUAAUUGACCACAAAUGUAAUAAAACGUGUUCACAAAUGUAAUAGAAACCUAAAAUGCUAUCAAAACAGUAUAUUUCUCGAAAGAGUACCGCUUUAAAUUAAAGUCGGACACAAAUUAGUUCCGCGGCACCCUUUCGAAAAACACAAUUCUAUUGCAUUUAAUCGAAAGAGCGCAGCUCUCAAAUAACUUUCGCACUGGUUAAAGUCGAAAAACAAUAAGCGCUGUGGCGCUCUUUCAAGUAAACAGAAUUUACUACACUCUUCUUGCGCCCGCUCGCUUGCUCUCCGGAAGAGAAACACUGUUUUUUUACUUAACCUGACCGUAUCAGUAAAUCGGGACUAGUGUGCGAGAAUUUGCAUCAUAUAUUGGGAGUGUCACGUGGACAAACUAAAAGCAAGUGGUAACUCUUGAUCUGCCUCCCCCCCGCAUGCGUGGGAGAACUGCCUUGCGGUUCUCAGCCAGCAGGUCCCAAAAUUGGCUCAAUGACCAAAAUUGUGUUUCUUCAAGUACAGCACGCGGAUACAAACUGCAAAAUAUGAAAUCUGCGGCGUUUCCAUACCCGUAGAAGACAGAAGGUGCUUGGUUUGCAAACAAAACCAAAACGAAGAUGAACAACACUUCUUGAUGUUUUGCAAUGGGUACAAUGUAUUGCGACAGGAGUUCAUUAAUUUUAUUUUAAGUGAGGAUGUUGCUUUUGUGAAUCUUACUCCCCAUGACAGAAUAAAAUAUUGAUUGACAGCAGACAACAAUACUUGUAAAACAACAGCCAAAUUUAUUAAUCUUGUGUUCAAAACGAGGAAAGAAUUAUUGAAAAUGUAAUUUGAUAGAAAAUAUUUGAUGAUUUUAUGGUGCGUACAUCAUUAGUUAUAUUAAACGUUAUUGUUAAUUAAAUGUAAAAGACCUUUAUUGUAAACAGACCGAUACCUCCAUAUGUAGAGUAACGCACUCCAUAUGGGCAGUAAGACACCAAAAAGAUACUGUUAAUGUUACUGUUACUCCAGUGAGUCUCACAUAAAGUAAAUACCAUCAUCAGUAGACAAAACGACUUCUUCCAGAUCAAUGUCUGUUAAAUAGUACAUGAAAGUCGUAUUUUUCUAGUUAUAAGAAAGUGGAGAAAUCUGACUUGAUGAGAGCGCGCUGAUAGGCCACUCCCGCUUUAGAUUUAUCUGCAAGACGCUGUUGAGAGUGAAAGAGUUUAUAAAAGACCAUAAAAAGCCGAAAUUAUAUUUCUUUUCAUAAUAAGUUUCGUGCCAGAUGAGUAUUGUGGAAUGUAUAGCAAAUGUGGGAGCCAUGCUGUAAAGGAAGAAAGCUAUUUAACAAAUGGAGGACUUUUUUUGCAUGCAGUUGUAAUGUUAAAUGAGGGUCUGAAUGGGGGGGGUCCACUUGUCGGUUGUCGGUUAAAAUUCAGUAAUUUUGUCGGUAGUCGGUUAAAAUUUUCUAUCUUUGUCGCUAGUCGGUUAAACUUGUCAGAAAAUCUCAGUUAAUAAGUAAAAAUGCUUGUUAAUUAUUAAUAUCUUUUAUGUAUUUCACCCACUUCUUAAGACUUUGAUCCCUAAGGAUAGAGUAAAACUUGCAAGAAUGUAUCAUUUGAUUGCGCCUAAACCGUUCAUUAACUCUUGUUUUUUAAUGCAACAUGAUCGUUUAUUUCAUCAUUGUUUGCAUGCCAUUAAAAGAAUAUAGUACUGAUAAAAUCACACAAGCUUUUAUUGUAAAUGCGAACUUGGUUUUCCUGUCGACUACAGGUCACCGAAUAAAAAGUAAUUAAUUAAUUAAUUAAUUGAUUAUGGACUCUAGCCUUUUGGAUACUUAAAUUAUUUUUAGUGAAAAACAGCAAGGGGUGACAGGCUGCACAUCUAUCCCUCUUAUGUUUUGGUUCUAACAAGCAUGUCCUUUGCCAUAAUUUUCCUUUCUCAAAGAAAGAGAACUUAAGGUGGUUCUUUAAAAUUUUGGCAAGGUAGUGGUUGGUUUUUUUUAUGAGAUUCCAGUUCUUCAUUAAAGCUUCUGAUGAGACUUUUUUAUAGACACUAAGGGCUGGUAUUGUGUCACGAAAGGCAAUAUUUCAGUCUUUUUCUUCCUGGUUGUUUUGUUUCAGGAGCGCUGCCUUCCUUUCUGUGAGUUUUACUUCUAAUAGCAAUUUUUCUUUCAAACUUGUGUGGCUAGCCUCUGUCCAUCAAAUGCUUUUGAAAUCUGAAAUACUUCCUCAGAGGAGUUUGUUCUUAGGAUUCUCAAGGCUUCUCGUUUGUCAAACAGGCGCUUUCACAAUUGGUGAGUGAUAAGAGGUGAAAAUGUACAUACUGUAAGGUUUCCGUUUCAAAUGCUUACGUCAAGGAUAGCUUUUCCUCAUUUUUUCGCUGAAUGUUGUACCUUGGUAUACAACCUUUUCUAAAAAGACUGUCUCAUUUUCAGAUAUUUCGGCCGUGAAUUUCAUCCGGGCAUGUAAGUUUACUUGUUCCGCGAAGAAAGCUACGAUGUCUGGUUUACUUAUGUCCCAUAGGGAAAAAAUGUCAUCUAUGUAGCGUUUUCAAACAGUUGGCUUAAAGACGGUUUUGCUUAAACUUUGUGUUUCAAUAUGUGCCAUGAAAAUGUUGGAAAGGAAACUGCUGUCUUUGUGCUCAUCGCGGUACCGUGGGUUUGCACUGAUAGUGUUUUAAAUUAAACGGGAAAGAAUUUUCUUUGAGGAUUAAUCUAAGCAAGAAACGUUCGGUUUUUUCACCUUUGACUUUUCAAUAAAAUUUAUAAAGUCGGUAGCAUCUUUAAGGUGUGACUUUGUGAUUUUGAUAUUGGCUGUAGCAAUGUACCUGUAUCAACAACAAAAAAGGAAAUCAUUUCCCCUAGGCCAUCUGAUGAGUCUUAAAUUUAAAGAGGUUACUUCCUCGAGCCAACGGUUAGAAAAAAAAAAAAUGCAAAAUGCUCUUUUUUCUGGAAAUAAAUAUUGAUAAUAUCAGCCCAUGCCGGUAGUCGGUAAUUUUUUACUCAUUUUGUCGGUAUUCAGUAAUAUUUUUCGCGCUUUGUCGCUAGUCGGUUAACCCCAUUCACACCCUCUUAAAUUUAAUAUCAAUUCGGCUUCGAAAAUUAGAGCGUAAUUUGGAACUUCUGAAUUCUUCUUAAUUAACGCCACUGAUGACUGCGCUGAUUUCAUAGCUUAACAUGUAACACAACCAGCAAUAACCUCAACCUUCUAAUGCAUGAAGAUUUUCAGAGGUUCUAAGGAAAUGUUUUGCCUGAUCUGAGUUUGUCUGCAAGAAAAAAUGGUCGAGGGUACACGGUCCCUAUUAAAGUACCGAGACAGAUUACAUAUAACAAAUGAAACAAUACACCCAAAAAAUGAAGCUUCCAUGAGAUCUCUAUAUUAAAUAAAUAACAGAUGUAUGCAGGCUGGCCACAUGUCUUCAGUUCGCUUGUUAACACCUAUAGUCCUAAUUGCGUUCGCAGAACGCCAUCUUCAAUUAGUAGCGAGAAAAAGUCGAGAUUUUUCGCGACGGACUUCCAAAUAGCCUGGCCUCUUGAAGAACGUAGCUGUCUUGGGUACGAACGAUACAAUACACAUGAGUCAAUUUUCGACCAAUGCGAGAUGACUGUUGGUCCACGUGACUUAUAACACCCAAAGGAAACUUUCAGAGUGUUUCUUGAUCUGUUUGCCUUUUAAGCUCGAUUGAAGGUGUUUUUGAAGAUUUUCCUUCGAUGCUAGUGAAGGCUCAAGUUUUAACGCGAACAUAGGUAAAUUUUGCUCUAUUACUUUUGUUUGUUUGUAUUUUUUUUUUUUAUGGCGCCUUAAAUUACUUGGAUAUAUUUCGAAUUCCGGCAUAUGCGAUUAAGUGCGUUAAUUGGGCAAAUUUUUGGUGUACACAGCGAACAAGAAAAGUUCCUUCGACUUUCGACUUUCGUUUAGUUAUUUUAACAAAUUAAAUUUCAUGAAUUGAAGUGUGGAUCUUUCAACUUUGAGUCACAUAAAAACCGCAUGCAGCGUUCAAGUUAAAUAAUUAUUGCUCGAGGCUUUCCCGGUAGCAAUGCACUUUAUUUUUUUUAAGUAAUGAUUUAGGAAUCUAAAAAGGAAGCUUAUAUCCUUCCGAUUGAUUUCACUUGAGAGCUUCAGCAAAAUCAAACAUUACGAGCAAAACACUACUCUGCACAUGCACGAUGCACGCUUUUCUGUCGGAUUUUUUUUCGGUCGCUGCAUGUCUAAAAAUCUUCUUACAUUUUAUUAGUACAAAUGAAAUAUCCGAUUAUUGCCAAAAAAUCUAAAUCCUGCAGCUGAAGAAACUAAAACUUGGGUCAACUAACAACUAAUUUCAUUUUGUUGUUAACUGAUGCGCAAUAUAAAUAUGCAACACAUAUUGUUCUACAUCAACCUUUUGACAAUAAAAUUGUUUUUUAACAAUAUGUUAAUCAUUGCCAUCAUCAUCAACUUGUUUUUCUCCCUGGACACUAACUCAUAGAAGCCUGUAAAAAGCUAUGGUCUGCCCGGAAAUAAUCCACUUCGCAUAUCGAACGCACUCUUUAAUCUAUGAUUACCACUAGUUAUAAUAUAUAGAUUUAGCCAGCGCUAAAAGCGAACCUAGUUAUAGACUCUCGUUAAUAUACUUGUAAAUAAUUUACUCAAACAAGAAAAUAUAUUUUUUAUUUUACUUACUGAGUAGUUUAUUUACUCAACACAUGUUACAGUUACAAAUUUUAAAACUAGAAGAAAGUAUAUAACAAUAUUACAGAUUGGACCACAAUGAUUACAUAAAAACGGAAAAGAAUUAAACACAACAGUUCAAACAAUAGCAUUAGACCUGUUAAUUAACAGAUUCUGAUUCUGGUAAAGUUGAAUUCUUUCUAACUAAUUGAAGGAAGAGGGUUUUCGAAAUCAUACCUCCAACUGAUUCUAGCCUUAAACUCAUCCAAAGAUAAAUCUUUAGGUGCUAACUUAUUUAUGUACAAGUAAUAUUUAGCAAGCAGAAGAGUAAUCGAGCUUUUUGACAAUUUCCAAUCAUUUCUUUCUUUUAAAAAGCUGAAAGUACUAGUUUCUUUUGACGAAAUUUCUUAAACCCCGAACUUUGAGUGACAAGAUGAAGUGUUAACCUUGCACAGUUACCGUAAGAUCAGGGCAUGGGGAAAAAACGCUAAAAGAUCAUAAAAUCUGUUAAUUAACUGGCCGAUAAUCAGGAGAAUAGCUACCAUCAAGAGGAUAUAAGUACUACUCGGUGCCGGAUACAGACCUUGAGAUAGCGGGGGGUAGUCAUCCAGAGGAGGGGGAGGCAGUCUCCAAAAAAAAUUUUUUGGCUAUUCGGGCCUCAGUUUGGUCUAAAAAUAAGACGAGGGGAGGCAGGUGCCCCUGGGCCCCUCCCCUGGAUUCGCCACUGCAACGUCAGACAAACAAAUUUCAAUGAUUUUUCCAGGUACAAGUUACAGUUUUUAAGGACUAAGAUUUUUAAAUAAUAAAUCGGCAUUCUGUAACCCCCUUUGAUCACUCUAUUGGCUAAAACCCUAGUCUUUACAAUUAAUUUUUACCUCUAUACUUUUUUUCGCAACAAGACUGACUGGGUAUGACUUGCAAUUGCUUCUGAGGUGCAGAAAUCGUUCAUGCACAAAAAUGUUUUUACGUUACCCGUGAGUUUUACAGGUUCUUAUACACCGAGGAUGAGCCAAAUUCUCGUCGGCAAAAUAAUCCGAGUAAUUUUACAGAAAAAGGAACGUGUCUACAAGGUUGUGAAUUUCAAGGACUUUUCAAGACCUAAUAAAGACAUCAAGUAUUUUUUAAGGACCUAAACCGAAUUCAAGGACUCAGACUUUUCAAGACGACUAGUAAAAUUCAAGACCUUUUCAAGAUUGAACGGACCUUGUAUAACAGAAACAGAAAGCAACGCUAAACGGCGACGGCAACGAAAACGACAAAAAAAUAGUAAAUAGGUCUAAUAGAGAGGAGAAGUGUGACAUCACGUUGCCAUGGUAGCAAAAAUUCUGGAUGACAACAAUGAAGGGCUUAAGCAAGGACCACGGCGAAAACAACGAGAACAGCAAAAAAGCGAUAGGUUUAGCAAAAUAAAAGCUUUGCACGUGCAUCACGCUUUUUUCUAGCCACUUUUCUUAGCCGUCGUUACGCGACUGCGACAUGGAACUUCCUAAUUUCACGCGCCCGCGCUAUGGAGUUGGUCAACACAGCACAAAAUUUUUUUUUUUUUUUCUAAACACAGAUACGGUCCUUUGGGAUUCAACCCCAGAGAAUUUUGUCAACAUUUAACAUAGUAAAUGAAACUGAAUAAGUUCGAUGAAAUUUGAAACAGCGCGAAUUUACUUAGUUAAGUGACGUCGGGUUUGUUGUCUGAUCCAAAAAUUUUGCUACUAUGGCAACGUGACGUAAGACUUCUCCUCUCUAUUAGCAAAAAAACCAACAACCUUGCACACCUUUUUUGUACAUUUCUUUGUUGUUGUUUUGCACGACUACAAUGUGAAACUUCCUAGCUCAUUUUAUGUUGGAAAAUGUGGUAUGUACUCACCGAUGUUUUGUCGUGUUCCUGUUCAUUUUUUUUUUCUACACUGUCGCUCAUUUUCACCUUGUUGGCCGCCUUUUCUCAUUUUCUCACCGCCAUUUCCAUGUUUUUCCUCCAACGAAAUUUGUCUCUUGCUUCUUGUCUAACGCUUUAGCUCUGUUGUCGAUGUCAUUAAAGAAGUUAAAAUUUAGUUGGACUUUUACUUUGUUGUUGGUUUUUCUCUCUUCUAAGUCCGGAUGGACUUUCUCUCUCUAAAAAGUCGCGGUGGACUUUAGGUUUCCCGCCGAAAAACCCCGUGUUGCAUUUGCCAUACCUGUUGAUUGAGUUAUUCUACAUUGGUAUGCCUGUGGUGCGGAAGGGCGUGCGUACGCCCACGUGAUUAUUUAUGCACAGUGAACCAAAAUUCUUACCCAUGGUGUACCGCUGCGCGCGCGUGAGCUUCGCCAAAAAUGUUUAUGGUGAACCAAGACGUCAAAAACGCCAAAAUAGACCUUUGUCACGCGGCAGCCAUUUUGUCUCAGGAGAGUAGCUUUUUUUAUGCACAGCUAGCCUUGUAGAACCUUACCCUUCUAUUGGGGCAUGAAGAUUUUCGGAGGUUUCAAGCUAGAAAUUUUUUUGCCUGAUCUGAAUUUUUCUGCAAGAAAAAUACUAAAACGUUAUAGCGACUAUCCGCUGAGCAAAAGUUACAGAAUCACAGCUUUCAACCUUAAACAUUGGUUCAAUGAACAUAAUUUAAUAUGUAUUGCGAGCCUAAAGUCACGGCAUUGCUCAAGCAUUUUGCAACGGCAAAAGGUAUUUAAGUCUUCAGCCUCGCCGAAGCCUAUUUCCUUUUCGUAAACGAUCAUUGCCAUUUAUAACACGCGAUACCACCAUGUUGGUAACCAAGCCUUUACUUAUGAUGUAAUAUGUUCCCUGGAUUAACUUAGAACAUGAACGCUCUUAAUAGGACAAGUCUCGCUUGCUUGGAGAUUAGAUAAGAGAUAAGGAGGCGAUUAAUUCCACACGAAGCAGGAUUUCUUCGCUAAAAGGUUUCUCUUCCCACUUUGUCGAGGGUCGAGUGUUCUUCAGAAAAUUUUCAGAAUAUACGCUUGUACAAAUACAAAUCAUUGCUAGAAAGUAAAAAUGUAAUGAACAUGGCGCGUCAUUUCAAUCAUCGCCAAAAAUAAACCGCAUGCUCAUCGCAAGACUCAUUUUCAUACAAUGAAAGUUUACAACGCCCGACCAGUUUAUAGCUUCUCCAUCGAAGUUUUCCGUGAAGCAGUCACUUGUUCCAAAGUAAUCAACGCUUUCAAGCAAUAGAAUUCGUGGACCGACCCGUUCCCGGAAAGUUCGACAUCCGUGCAUCAAUUUUUCCUAAACUUUCUUCACAAAAUAGAGCAUGGCGUUGUGACAGCUGGUAACAAUUUCCAUCCUCAGUUUCCACGAUAUCCACUAGUAACGCCUGGGACCAUGAUUCCCCUUUUGGCGCGCACACAAGCGAGACUAACUACCUACUUUUCUGAUCUAUGUUUUAAAAGCUUAGCUAGUAAUUUUUUUUUUCCGGGGAAAAAUUUCCUUAUCUCAACUCAAAAGACUCCUCGUUUGUUACAGUUACUAAAACAAAAGGGCAUUAUCAAUCAUUUGCCCCAGUCCGUCUUGUGACGAGACACUUAAUGAAACUGGUAUUCCAACCAUUAUUUCAUAUUGCGAGGACAUAUGUGAAAAGGUUUUUAACGCUGCCCUCUGCAACAAGGACAACAAACUUAACAAGUUAUUAACUGAAGCCAAUAAGGCUCCAUAUUUACUAAGAAAUCAGCAAUACUUUGCACUUCCAAAGUGGAAAACUUAAGCCUUCUAUUUUGUCAUCGUGCCUAAUUAAAGUACAAUUAAACUGUGUCACGAUUGCGCGCAUGUGUGAGCUGUGACGGCAGCUGAUUGUCUUGGAACCAAUCGGAAGCGAGUAAGCUGCACGCGAGGAAAUUUACAUAAUUUAAGAUUCAUUGUUCACGAAGUGGGAGUCUUCCGGACGUUUAUGUUCGAUUUUAUAUAUAUCCCCAUAAUUCAUAUUUAUUCUCCGGUAUUCCUCAGAUAAAUGUUGCAGAUGAUAAGAAUAAGAUUAACAACCCUGUCCUGCUUUGACACAGUCAUUUACCUACGUGCAUUUUUACGUACCCACGCUAGAAAACCAGUCUCUGAUCCGCAAACAAAAAUAAUUUGUAAACAAACCCAUUAGUAGUCCACGGCUGUAUAGAGGAAACCCUUUUUAACUCCUCUUUACAUAUUUAUCGUUUGAAAAAUAUCCGUCAAAAGAUAGUUGACUGGAGAACCUUGAUAGACAGAAAUGAAAGCCAGAUGACUACAUUAAAGGCCACAUUUGAUCCGUUUGUGCGAACACUGACAACAACGAACUUGGCUUCGUAGGGUUCUCCUCAAUGACUUCGAAUUUUCUCGACAAUACUUGCACAAAAGUACAAAAUAUGGCGUUUAAAACUUCCUAAAUGGACCAAAUAGCUCUUGAAUACUGAUAUUAUGGCUCUCUCGGGCGUCUCAGGGUCGAUGGAAGAGGAUUUCUUCACCAAACGCCAAUCUUGAAAAACCGUCCGCCGGAGACAAAUCAAGUUGCCGCACAUGCGCAGAAGCGUGUCACAGUCCCUUUGAAUGUUUCGGUUUGAAUGCUUUUAUAUAUUAUAUGCAUGAAUUUUUAAUAUUUUUAAUAUUGAUGUAUGGUAAAUUAUUUUAUUUUUAGCUUAGUUUUAUUUGUAAAUACGCAAUUUAGCCUCUGGCUGCCCAUGUAUUUAUUUUUGAAUAAUCUAUCUAUCUAUCCAUUUAUCUAUCUAUCUAUCUAUCUAUCUAAAAAAAAUGGGCGUUUGUUUCGCUUGAGUCCAGCAAACAUGUAGGAUUGGUCUCAGACCUAAUAGUCCGCAUUUCCUCUAAACGAUCGUUUAACUCUUUUCUGUUUGACUUUGUGUUUACGAUUCACCACAAACAAGCUGCCAUUUCUACUUUGAUAUCGUGCCAAUAGUUUCGAAUAACUUACUUCCAUUUGACUGACGAACUUUAUCCUGAUACAAUUAAAGAAUAAUACAAGAAUAUCUUCAGCCUAAAAUCGGCAGAAAAAAAAAUAAGGAUAUUCAGGCUAUGUCUUUUAAACUGAAGAAACUGACUGGCUAUAUAAUUCGACUUACAUCUUAUUAGCUGCUUUAAUUAUUAAGGAACAGAUCAUUUAUUAUAAGUAACUAGGGUGCUGUAUCUUUGGGCCGUCUCACACUCUUUAAGUCACCCGUGAACAUGCAAUUUAUCAAAAAAAAUGUGUUCAUGGGUCCAGCAAAUACUGUUGGAUUGGUUUGCGACGUAAAAGUUCCGUUUUCCUCUCAAGUCACCUCUCAGCUCGUUCUAUCUGACUGUAUGUUUGCGAUUCAUGAUUGAAAACCAACUGCCUUUUGCUUAUUUAAUAUUGCAUCAGUAGUUUCAUAUAACUUCCUUCCUUUUUAACUGACGAACUUCAACAUUUAUACGACCUAUUGCGUUUUGCUUGAAAGAAAAUUAAUACUAAUUACUGUGCGAUGAUGACGUUACAUUUAAAGUUUUAAUUCCGGGUUCAGACAUGCAAAGUUUCAAUUUCAAGCAAGGUGAGAGUUUGGAUAUUGUGAGCACGACUUAGGGACGUUUUUUACUAACUCAACAGUACUCCGUUAAAAACCAAUUGCCAUCGGAGGAGGACGUCUGGAGAAUAUUCAGUAAGUCUCGCAAAGAGUAAUUUCCAGCGUCAGUCUCGUGCAAAAAAGAAAACAUUUGCAUAGUUCCUCAAAAGUACAGCUGCUGAAACUUAACACUGUAUAUAACGCUCCAUUCAAUGGUGGAAGCAGAAGGUCAGUCUCAUUCAAAAACGGAUGAAACCUAGAAAGCAAUGAAAUUCAGAUCUUUGCAUAUUAAAGAAACUGAACGCUGAUUAGGGUUAUGUAAAAAAAAAAAAAAAAGAUGGCAAGUGCUGAAGGCUUGAAUUUGACAUUUGCUUUCUUCAACGCCUUCUUGUCUUUCACCGCCAUCGUAUUAAACAUCAUAACCAUGCAAGCGCUCAGAAAAACGUCGUCGUUGCCUAAGACUUUAAAAACAUUGCUACUAAGCUUGGCUGUGUCUGAUCUGGGUGUAGGCUUACUUGUCCAACCACUGUAUGUUGCACUUCUUGUGACGGAAAAAAACAGUACUGCUUAUUCUACAGUAAAGUUAGCGAGUUCAAUCCCGGCAAAAAUAUUGGUCUUUGCUUCGAAUUUUGGUGUUUUUGCUUUAGCUGUGGACAGAUUCUUGGCCAUUUACCUUCAUCUGAGAUAUCAGGAGCUUGUGACUCACAAACGUGUUGUUGCUGUUGUGAUCUCAGUCUGGGUGUUUAGUGCAUCAAUUUCCUAUCCAAGUCAUCAUAUUAUGCGAGCGGUCAUUGUAGUUGUUUGUGUCAUAACUACAGGAUUGCUUUAUUGCAAGAUAUACGCUUCCGUGAGACACCACACAAAUCAGAUUCACCGUGACGCUCUGCAAGUACAACAGGCGACACAGAAUGAAGAUAUGGCAAAUGCCGCAAGGCUGAAAAAAUCUUCACUGGCUACAUUCUACGUUUAUUUCGUGUACUUAGUUUGCUAUUUGCCAUUUUCUUGUUUUCAUUUUGCCAAGACCGUCAACGAUGAAACUCCCUUGAUGUCUCAUUUAAGGUAUUUCAUAUUGACUCUUGUGUAUCUCAAUUCAUCCCUCAAUCCCUUAAUCUACUGCUGGAGGAUGAGACACAUUCGACAUACUGUUAUGGACAUACUUCGAAAUAUUUUCGCGAUUUUUCCCCACUAAAGAAAGGAUCUAACUGAGAAUAACUUAAUCGGCCUUUUUCUCUCUGAGUGGUGAAAAUAUUAGCUUUCCAGCAAUACAAUUGGAAAAAUGACACUAAAUAUAAACAGGAACUGAAACCUCUUGUACUCUCUGUUUGAAGGCCAAGGGUUAAAUAUAUGAUCGAGUGAGUAUAAGUUCAUGAGAUUUCAGUUUGCUUUGCAAUAAUUAACAAAUAACGGAAACUCUGAAAUUAUUGUUUAUCAAAGUCAGAAAGAGGGCAAAGAGAAAAAACUAGUUAGUUUAGGGCGAAUGACGAGUGACUUGAUAAACAGAGGGCCGAGUUUCCAAAUAUGCAUUGUGCAAAACGUUCUGUGUACAGUAAAGUGAGUUUACUAGAUUUUGUUAAGGCCAUAUUAGUGCAUGCAAUGAAGAAAACUAACUAAAGAGGAGAGAGAUCAAAACUAUGUCAAUAAAUCUUGCAUACUGAAUGUACCAAGAGUGGUGAAAAGAUUUACCGGUAUAACAACAACAACAACAACAACAACACAUAAUAAUAAUAAUAAUUAUUAUUAUUAAUAAAAAUAAUAAGAAUAAUACUAAUAAGAAUAAUAAUGAUAAGAAGAACAACACGAGCCUAUUUGUUGAGAAAGACGAAAACUAGUAGUUUAUACUGUUGAGAAUAUAUAUUACAAUAUUUGUAACUGAUUCAUAUCAAUAAAGUUCACGUGAAAAAGUUAAUAUGUUUUGAAGAAUGGUAAAAAUAUACCAUUUAAUGAGGAAAGAGCUCUCCUGACAGCGCAACCGAUUGGAACAAGUGAUCGAUAGCUAAAUGACAUCAUAAUACUAAAAUGCCAUGAUAUGGAACCACAAAACAGUCAUAAUAUGGCUCCAAUAUCAAGCAAAGAACUUCUUGCUCUGAGAUUACUUAGAACCAUAAUGUUUGACGAAACAGUUAAGUAUAAGGCCCAGGGUUGAACCUAAGUACACAGUUUCCUCAUGUCCCAGUUCAACGUCUUGAAAGCAACUCUCGGUACGUGCGUUUACAAUAAAGUUGAAACUUUUGUACGAGACCGUACUUAAUGUUUCCAUAGAUAUUUAGAAAGAGCGAGUCCAAAAAAGUAAUUAUUGUAACCAAUGAUAUAUAAUAGAACAACGGUAACAACGUGAAAAUGAAAAAAAAAAGACAAAAUCGUAUAUUUUCCACUAUUCUUAAACUAAAAUGUGUUUUCUCCGACACGUUAAUUUUCCUUUUCGGUGGUUACGAGCGCUCUUUCAUAAUCAUGAAAGUUCGCCCACAAUUUCUGUUUCAAGGGAGGGUAGGGAAGAAAAGUAUGCUCUUGUCAUUUAGCAAAUUUUAACCGCAAAGAAAAGCACGAUACAACACGCGCACUUCAUACACACUGAAGUUUCUUUUUUUUUUUGUCUCACAAUGUAACUUCUGGGUCCACCACUAAAUGUGCCAGCCAAUACUGAAAGACAAUAAAGUCGAACGUUUUUACUACUUACAUUUAUCAUUUGUCAGGGAGGGGGGUGGGGCUAAUUAUUGUCACAUCAGUUUUAUCCAAAAAACCAUUUUACCACUUCCUUCCGUAUACGUGUAUAAGAAGACAUUUUACAAGGAAAUAAGCGAGUUUUUUUGUUUAUUUGGUACGCAUUAAAUUGCGCAAAAUGAUAUUGUUUUCAAUACAUUUUCAAUAAAAUGAAAUUGAGAAAUAGUUGAUUGUCAUUCAAGGCAUAUAUUGCUUUUUGCAACAUGAUUACUCAUCGAAUUGCCACGUCGUGUUGGCCGAUGUCAUAAAGUUGAGGCUUUAAUUAAUGGAUAUUUUAAACAUUCUGAUCAUUUGCUACUGAUUAAACUUUGACACACAAGACAGUCCAAGACAGCAUGAUUUGUUUAAGUAACUACCUACUGUGUCUUUGUUUAACACCUUAGCUAGCAAGUUUUUUUAAUGGAUAAUAAGUUUCUUAUCUUAACUCCACCCUGUGACUCGUCAUAGAUCGUUGUUUAUCAAAAGGUCUGCCCCAUAUUUUUUGCUUGUGUCCAGUAAAUACAUUGGAUUGGUCUCCUACUUGAUAGUCGGUUUUUUCCUAUAAGCCAUCAAUAAACUCUUUCUUUGUGUAUGACUUUAUAUUAGCGAUUGAUUGCAACCAGCUGCUGCUGGUUUUCUUUGGCGGGAAAACGAAGAGGUCAUGUUUUGAUCCUUUCAUCCACUGGCUGAUAAAACAAAUAACGAACACUUACCGAAACCAUUUUUCCUUUUUGACCGACGAACUUCAACACUUAGUCCAACCUAUCGCGUUUCGGUUUAAAUGAAAAUAUAUUCAAAUCACUCUGUGAGAGGACGUCAUUUUAAAUUCUGAAUUACGGGCUCUAGCAGGAGGCCUGGGCUCUAGUAAGAUAUAGUUUUAAUUCCAAACAAGUGAAUAUUUCGGAUGUUAUGAGUACAACUUUAUGUUUUAAUGGAGGGAGAAAAUAUCGUCUUGUUAUCAAAUGUGCAUUAAAUUGCGAGCAACGAUGAACUUUCUUUAUAUUAAACUAAAAAAACUAGAGAUAAUAUGAUUCACGUUUUGAUAGCUGCCUCGGAUGAAUUUAAUACCACCAUCCAUUAACUUAAUAAAGCAUGGUAUAUUGUUCUUGAAUACUUUUUUAAUAAAACGAAAUUGAAACACACUUUCCGAGUUGAUUGUAGCUUAAAACAUAUAUUGCUUUUUUGGAACAUGAUUACUCAUUGAAUUGCCACCUGGUGUUGGCUGGUUUCAUUAAGAUGAGACUACAAUGGAUGUUUUAAACGUUCUGAUCGUUUGCAAUUGAUCAAGUCUGACACAUGUGACCGAAUGAUUUGUCAAGUAACUACCCACUGUGUCUUUGUUUUAAAACCCUAGCUAGUAAGGUUUUUUUACAGGUAAUAAGUUUUUUUUCUGCACCCCCAGUCCUAAGACUCGUCGUAAGUCGUAUUUAAUUAAAAUUUGUUGGUUUUUUAUAGUUUUUACUUGAGUUCAGCAAACAAGUUGGAUUGGUGUUCGACCUAACAGUCUGCUUUCCCAUAAACUAUCACUAAACUCUUUCUGUUUAACUGUUUAUUUGCGAUCCUUUGCAAACCAACUGCCUUUUUUUAAAAUAACGCCUGAUACAUUCAUUUAACAAGCCAUCAACCGCCCCCUAAUUUACAUAAUCUAACGUCCGCUUGACCUGUCAUGUUAUUAGCCAAUCAGCGGUUACCAGACGAGAAUCAAAUUUUGGUGGGAAUAAUGUCUCUUUCGCGGAAAUCAAUUUUAGGGAAGAGAAAAUUUUUAAGUACGUGCAGAUGGCGCUUCCUAAAAAAAAAAUUAAACUUUUUUUUUACCUUUAUUUAACAGCUACAACUAAUAAAGAAUUUACAAGCUCGUUGACUUCGUUCUGUGGCGAAAGCAGUGAAAAAAAAAAUUAGGCUGGAGCAUCAUAUUUCACAAACUGAAAAGUGCUUUGAAAGCGAAGAUCGCUCAGACUAAUUCGCAGGUUUCUGAAGGAGGAAACUGCAGUCAAACCAGGUCGAGAUUUCAUUCAUGAAUUGAUUAUUUAAAAAGUGAACCUGUUUGUCGCUUCUGUAACUUGUAGCCGGUAUCAAAUUGCAUUCAAAUGAUCGGCGAAUUUUUGACAGCAAUUUUUAGUAUACGAUGAAAUGGAAAAUAUUUCAAUGUAUGAAAUUUCUAUUUAGACAUUCUUCAAAUUCAAGAAAACUGAGUUUGCAGAAAUUUCAUAACGAACUCGCGUGUGUAUUAACUGCUCAUUACGCAAGCAAAAUGCAGACUGAAAUCAACAACAACAAGACGCUACGGAGCUAGCGUACACUUCGGCGUCGUGGUUGUGGAACUAAUUAAUUGCAAAUGCGGAGGAAUAGUAAGAAAUCAAAUAUGGUAAGAGUUAAGGUGUGAAAUUAUGGGAUUUGUCAGGAUAUUCUGAAAAGAGCAACAUCCAAGAGGCCUACUUGCCAAAAACUAGCAUUUCAGGACAAAUUGUCUCCGCGAUAUUAGCCCAGUUAUGCUCUGACGACUCCAUACAAAUCCUUCUAAAAACAAUUCUCUAUUUUUCUUAGUCACACCAGGCAUGGGUAAGGAGUCAAUUACGUUGAGCAUGGAAUUGGCUAAAACUCAAAGUCACGAGUUCGAAUGUUUUGAGGAUAAUUAUUCACUGUCUAUCAGCACGCAGGGAUGUCGGAUUAACACAAGAAGUUUAACACCAAAGGAACAUAGCCUUUACAGAGCCUUAAAACACUGCAUCCGCCAACACAAACUUGACUUGAACUUUGAGUAAAACUAAACAGCCUCUACCAAUAAUAACAAACUCUCACUUGAACUUCAGAUAUCUUACGGCUUCCGCGAACUUGUAAACACAGAACCUGAAUAAUAGACCUUCGUCACACUUGACUAAACACAGCAGUCCAGCUCGUGGGAAAAAACUUAGUUCGUCAAAAGAACUCGCCUGGAACUUGUAUACCGUUUGACAUAAGGUUCUAGAAAAUACUAAAGAGGCGAAUAGUGGUAGCUUUUCGACAUAUUUUAUGAUUUCAGUAACUGAUGCAAAUCUGCUGACUCAUGCUGAAAUUUAAACUUGCCCUAAUUAAUUAUUCAUGGCAAGUCCAAAAACGUAGAGAACGUUCGAGAAAGUCACGCAACGCACGAAAGCAAUUUUACUACGUAACACAAAGACAAAAUGUCUUUGUGCAGCAUUUUGUAACUUUAAGUUCAGCAUAAAACAGUUCGAAAGGAGGGCUCACGCGUGAAAUGUUUUUCAACACUCGAAGAGAAAUUUCGUGUCUCUGCGCGGCCACGAAAUAUCCUCUAUUUAUUCCUCGAGUAAUUAAAGACUAAACUCGAAGUGAUCUCAAGAUAUCACGAAGUAGUCCGAUCUCAUUUCGUGAAAUAGUUGAAACAAGCCGAAAAGUCCCGAACUUCCACGCCCAAUCUUGUCCCGAAACUAGUGCAUUAUUUCAUAACUAUUUUUCAUAUCUCAAACUACCUUAGGUCGCAGUAGCGCAAUCGGCUAAUAACUCAACUUAGAGUCUCCUCUGAUCUGACGGGUCACACAGGUGAGUCGGUUCAAACCCCGGGAAGGCCAAAAUAGUAAUUCUUUCUUCCUCGAAAAAGUUAAAGAAUAAAUCAAAGAAAUCGAAGUGAACUCGAGAUAUCUCGAACUAAUUCGGCUCUCACUUCGUCAAAUGGUCGAAUAGAGCCGAAAACCUACAGACUUUGCUUGCCCAAUCUUGUCAAAAAAUUGCAACUUUGAUACAUUCCUGAGCGUUGCGAAUCCUUUACUUCGCGCUCCGCCGAAGUAACUAACGGAUGGCGGCGUUUUGGCCAAUCGGAACAGAGCAAAUCAUCCGUAUUGUUUCCUAUCCAAUCAGGAAAAAGUCUAGAUUCUGGCUUUUUUGCAUGUGAUCUGUGAAAGAAAUGUACCAUGAAUAGAUUACAGAGAUAAAGUGAGAAGGCAUGUUCGCAGGCUAGACACAUAUGACCGAAUGAUUUGCCGAGUAACUACCCACUGUGUCUUUGUUUUAAAACCCUAGCAAGUAACUAAAGGUUUUUUUAUAGGUAAUAAGUUUUUUUUCUGAAGCCCCAGUCCUAAGACUCGUCGUAAGUCGUAUUUAAUUAAAAUUUGUUCUUUUUUUAUAGUUUUUACUUGAGUUCAGCAAGCAAGUUAGAUUGAUGUCCGGCCUAAUAGUCUGCUUUUCCUAUAAACUAUUACUAAACUUUUUCUGUUUGACUGUUUAUUUGCGACCGUUUGCAAACCAACUGCCUUUUCUAAUUUAAUAUUGCGUCAGUAGUUUAAAUAACUUUCUUCGAUCUCACUGACGAACUCUCAACACCUACAAAGCUCCACCUUUUGCGUUUCUGUUAAAAGAAAGAUAUAUUCAAAUUGCAAUGAGGAGAACCCCGAGCAUUGCACAGACAGUUUUAAUUUCAGAUAAGUUGAAAUUUUAGAUGUUCUGAGUGCGUUUCAGGGACUCUCUUAUACCAUGAGACGUUUAAGUCGUUGCUUCUAAGCCUGUGUAUUUCUGAUCUAGGUGUAGGUUUUCUCAUUCAGCCACUUUAUGUUGCAUAUCUUACGAUGGAAAUAACUAAAAACAGUAAAAAGAUUGAUAACGUUAACAUUAUUGCUUAUUGGGCUGGUGUUAAAGCAUAUGCCAUCCAUCACAGUUUAUUUGUUUUUGCCUCAUUUUUCGGUGUUUUCGCGAUAACUGUUGACAGAUUCUUGGCCAUUCAUCUUCACAAUCUCAGAUAACAGAAACUUGUGACUCACAAACGGGUUGUUGCUAGUGAUCUCAUUCUGGGUGUUCAGUGUAAUUGCUUGCUUCUGGUAUGAAUCGAUAAGUGUUUUGUCCGUGAUGUCAGUUGUUUGUAUCAUAACUACAGGAUUGCCUCAUUGCAAAAUAUACGCAACCGUAAGCCACACAAACCAGAGUACCUGAACAAGUAGCUCAGAAUGGAGACAUGGCAAAUGCCGCAAGGCUGAGAAAAACUGCCUUUGCUACAUUUUACAUGUAUAUCUUGUUUUUCAUUUUUCAUAUUUAUAGUUUGUUCAAAAAUAUAUAAACUCGUGUAAUGCUAAGCUGCGAAGGCAACGCCGGAGAACGGUGAAAAACAACAAUAGGUCUAAUUAGCAAAAAAGCAACUUUGCACGUUGUUUUGUACGACUACAACGUGAAACUUCCACAAACUUCUUAGUUACACGCUUUAUGGAGGAAAUGUCGUACGUGUUCUCGCUCACUUUUUUUUUCAUUGCCGCUCAUUUUCUCCUUGGAUUGGUGGCCGCUAACAUUUCUUAUUUUCUCACCGCAGCUACAAAAUUGUCAUGUUGUUCUGUUAACAAAAAAAAUGUCUCCUCUGUUGUUUAUCUCUCGCUCUAGAUCUCUGUCGCCCUUUUUCUCGUUGAGCUUCGGUGGCAUGCCGCCUACUUUCUCUUUUUCUCCGUCUUUCUUUUGCUCUAUUUUCCAAUUUUUUCGGAAUGACAAUUCAAUUAAUCUAAGCUUUUAAGCUCAGAUUGAUUGUCAUGUCCAAAAAUUUCAGACAACACGGAUACAGAAACAAUUUUUGCUUUCCGUUUUCGUCUUUAUUGACUCUUUAGUUGUCUCUGCUUUACAAGACUCGGGUGGCUACGCGAUUUCCUGCGCAAAUAACCUCGAGUUGUAUUUGGGUUGCCAUACCUGUUGAUUGAAUUAUUUUACAUUGGUAUGCCUGUGGUGCGGACAGACGGUCGGUUGCUCGGUCGGGUGGUGUACGGUCACGUGAUAACCAAAUUUUCUAGGAUGGGUUGAUUUACUUAGCUAUGGGGCUCCGCAAGCGCACGCUUCGCGCGCGCGUAGAGCACCGCUACGAACAGAGUUAAUUUACACGUUCAAGGAUGGUUUAAACUUUGGAGAAGGUAUCCUAAAUAUACAGGUAGCUAGAACUGCAUUAAUACAGGUUUCACUGUAUUUCUCUGAUGCACAGAUAACCAAAUUUUCUUACCCACGGUGCACCGCUGCGCGCGAGAGAGCUUUGCCAAAAAUGUUUGUGGUGAACCAAGACGUUCAAAACGCCAAAAUGAAUUUAUGCCACGCGGCAGCCAUUUUGUCUCAGGAGAUUUAAAAGGCUUUGUUUAUGCACAGCAAGCCUCGUAGAGAGAACGAGGCUUUUUAACAAAUCUUUUUAAAUCUCCUGAAACAAAAUGACCGCCGUGGGACAAAGGUCCAUUGUCUAAUUCCUUUGUAUCGCGUAUCGUCUGUCUGGCCUGGGGGUUAAUUAGUCCCUCUAAUGACCAAUGCGGGGAGGCUCAGCCCGAAAAGGGUACCUUUUUCACGCCUCAGGUAUAUGAAAGGGUAGGGAUUUCAUUAGUUGAAGUAAAUGAAACUGAAGUGACAAAUGCAAUAAUUGACCACAAAUGUGGUAAAAAUUGGCCACAAAUGUAAUAGAAACCUAAAAUGCUAUCAAAACCGUAUAUUUCUCGAAAGAGUACCGCUUUAAAUUAAAGUCGGACACAAAUAAGUUCGGCGGCACCCUUUCGAAAAACACAAUUCUAUUGCCGUGAUUUAAUCGAAAGAGCGCAGCCCUCAAAUAACUUUCGCAACUUAAAGUCGAAUAACAAUAAGCGCCGUGGCGCUCUUUCAAGUAAACAGAAUUUACUACACUCUUCUUGCGCCCGCUCGCUCGCUCUCCGGACGAGAAACAUAUUUUUUACAUGGCCUGACCGUAUCAGCAAAUCGGGACUAGUGUGCGAGAAUUUGCAUCAUAUAUUGGGAGUGUCACGUGGACAAACUAAAAGCAAGGGGUAACUCCUGAUCUACCUUCCCCGCGUGUGCGUGGGAGAACUGCCUUGCGGUUCUCAGCUAGCAGCUGCCAAAAUUGGCCCAAUGACCAAAAUUGUGUUUUCUCAAGUUCAACGCGCGGAUACAAACUGAAAAGUAUGAAAUCUGCGGCGUUUCCAUACCUGUAGAAGACAGAAGGUGCUUGGUUUGCAAACAAAACCAAGUCGAAGAUGAACAACACUUCUUGAUGUUUUGCAAUGGGUACAAUGUAUUGCGACACGAGUUAAUUAAUGUUAUUUUAAGUAAGGAUGUUGCUUUUGUGAAUCUUACUGCCCAUUACAGAAUAAAAUAUUGAUUAACAGCAGACAAUAAUAAUACUGGCAAAAUAAUAGCCAAAUUUAUUAAUCUUAUGUUAAAAAAGAGGAAAGAAUUAUUGAAAAUGUAACUUGAUAGAAAAUCUUUGAUGAUUUUAUGGUGCGUACAUCAUUAGUUAGACGUUAUUGUUACGUAAAUGUAAAAGACCUUUGUUGUAAACAGACCGAUUCCUUCAGAUGGAGAGUAACGCACUCCAUAUGGAGAGUAGGACACAAAAAAGAUACCGUUAAUGUUACUGUUACUCCAGCGAGUCUCACAUAAAAACUGUUAAAUAGUACAUGAAAGUCAUAUUUUUCUAGUUACAAGAAAGUAGAGAAAUCUCACUUGAUGAGAGCGCUCUGAUAGGCCACUCCCGCUUUGGAAUUAUCUGCAAGACGCUGUUGACAGUGAAAGAGUUUAUAAAAGACGAGAAAAAGCGGUAAUUAUAUUUGUUUUCAUAAUAAGUUUCGUGCCAGAUGAAUAUUGUUGAAUGUAUAGCAAAUGUGGGAGCCAUGAUGUAAAGGAAGAAAGCUAUUUACCAAAUGAAAGACUUUUUUUGCGUGCAGUUGUAAUGUUUAAUUUAAUAUCAAUUGGGCUUCGAAAAUUAUAAACUAACUUGGAACUUCUGAAUCCUUUUUAAACGCCACUGAUAACCGCGCUGAUUUCAUAGCUUAACAUGUAACACAACCAGCAAUAACCUUAACCUUCUAAUGCAUGAACAUUUUCAGAGAUUCUAAGGAAAUGUUUUGCCCGAUCUGAAUUUGUCUGCAAGAAAAAAUGGUCGAGGGUACACGGUCUCUAUUAAAGUACGGAGACAGAUUACAUACAACAAAAGAAACAAUACACCCAAAAAAUCAAGCUUCCAUGAGAACUCUAUAAAAACAGAUGUAUGCAGGCUGGAGACAUGUCUUCAGUUCGCUUGUUAACACCCAUAGUCCUAAUUAUAAUAUGUAGAUUUAGCCAGCGCUAAAAGCGAAACUAGUUAUAGACUCUCGUUAAUUCCUCUAGUAGUUUAUUUACACAACAUAUGUAACAGUUACAAAUUUUAAAACUAGAAGAAAGUAUAUAACGAUAUUACAGAUUGGACCAUAAUGAUUACAUCAAAACGGAAACGAAUUAAACACAACAGUUCACACAAUAGCAUUAGACCUGUUAAUGAACAGAUUCUGAUUCUGGUAAAGUUGAAUUCUUUCUAACUAAUUGAAGGAAGAGGUUUUUCGAAAUCAUAACUCCAGUUGAUUCUAGCCUUAAAUUCAUCCAAAGAUAAAUCUUUACGUGCUAACUUAUUUAUGUACAAGUAAUAUUUAGCAAGCAGAAGAGUAAAAUCGAGCUUUUUGACAAUUUCCAAUCAUUUCUUUCUUUUAAAAAGCUAAAAGUACUAGUUUCUUUUGACGAAAUUUCUUAAACCCCGAACUUUGAGUGACAAGAUGAAGUGUUUACCUUGCACAGUUACUGUAAGAUCAGGGCAUGGGGAAAAAACAGUAAAAGAGAAUCUGUAAAUUAACUGGCCGAUAAUCAGGAGAAUGGCUACCACCGAGAGGAUAUAAGUACAACUAAGUGCCGGAUACAGACCUUGAGAUAAGGGGGGGGGGUGGUCAUCCAGAGUGGGGGGGGGGCAGUCUCAAAAAUUUUUUUGGCCCUUCGGGCCUCAGUUUGGUCUAAAAAUAAGAGCGGGGGAGGCAGGUCCCCCUGGGCCCCUCCCCUGGAAUGCCUGGAUCCGCCACUGCAACGUCAGACACCCAAAUUUCAAUGAUUUUUCCAGGUACAAAUUAAGGACUAAGAUUUUUAAAUACUAAAUCGGCAUUAUGUAACCCUCUUUGAUCACUCUGUUGGCUAAAACCCUAGCCUUUACAAUUAACUUUUACCUCAAUACUACUUUCCGCAACGAGACUGACUGGGUAUGAAUUGCAAUUGCUUCUGAGGUGCACAAAUCGUUCAUGCGCAAAAAUGUUUUUACGUUACCCGUGAGUCUUACAGGUUCUUAUACACCGAGGAUGAGCGAAAUUCUCCUCAGCAAAAUAAUCCGAGUAAUUUUACAGAAAAAGGAAGGUGUCUACAAGGUUGUGAAUUUCAAGGACUUUUCAAGACCUAAUAAAAACAUCAAGUAUUUUUUAAGGACCUAAACUGAAUUCAAGGACUCAGACUUUUCAAGACGACUAGUAAAAUUCAAGACCUUUUCAAGAUUGAACGGACCAUGUAUAACAGAAACAGAAAGCAACGCUAAACGUUGACGGCAACGAAAACGACAAAAAAUAAUAAAUAGGUCUAAUAUAGAGGAGAAGUGUGACGUCACGUUGCCAUGGUAGCAAAAAUUCUGGAUGACAAUAAUCAAGACUUUAAAAAGGAGCUGUGUCAAGAGAUUCAGCCAAAUUAGGAAAUUACAAAAUGCCCAUUAAAUUAAGAGAAACAUACGAAUAACCGCUUAAAACUUUAAAGGAACGUUAAAAUAACGUAACAGAAACAACAGAUGCCAGGAUAGGCAAAACUGAAGACGACUGAAACGGAUUUAAAUUAGGGUUUUUGAAAACUGUUCAGCCUAACAGUUUUUCAAAGUUGAUCCCUGCUGCUUGCAACUUCAAAAAUAAUGCUCAGGAGACAUAUUUGUUUGUCUCGGAUCUCUGAUUUUCCCAUUUACAUGUAAUUUCUUUGCUUACUUUAAGUUCCAUAGCGAUUGAGGGCGAGUAAUUGGCAAAAUUAAACAAAAUGAACUGGACUGCCGUGACACAGCCCCUUUAAGCAAGGGCGACGGCGAAAACAACGACAACGGCAAAAAAGCGAUAGGUUUAGCAAAAUAAAAACCUUGCAGGUGCAUCACGCUUUUUACUAGCUAGCUACAUUUCUUAGCCGUCGUUACGCGACUGCGACAUAGAAGUUCCUAAUUCCACGCGCCCGCGCUACGCAGUUGGUCAACACAGCACAAAAAUUUUCUUUUUCUUUUUCUUAACUCAGAUACGGUCCUUUCGGAUUUAACCCCAGAGAAUUUCGUCAACUUUUAACACAGUAAAUGAAGCUGAAUAAGUUCGAUGAAAUUUGAAACAGUGCGAGUUUACUUAGUUAAGUGACGUUUUUGGUUUGUCUGAUCCAAAAAUUUUGCUAUUGUGGCAACGUGACCUAACAAAAAAAAACAACAACAACAACCUUGCAGGUGCGCAGCACACUUUUCUGUACAUUUCUUUGACCUUGGUUUGCACAACUACAAUGUGAAACUUCAACUCAUUUUAUGUUGGAAAAUGUCGCAUGUACUCACCAAUGUUAUGUCAUGUUCCUGUUCACUUUUUUUCUACACUGCCGCUCAUUUUCACCUUGUUGGCCCCUUUUCUCAUUUUCUCACCGCCAAUUUCCAUGUUUUUCGAAAUUUGUCUUUUGUUUUUGUCUAACGAUUUAGCUCUGUUGUUGACGUCAUUAAAGACUUUAAAAUGUAGUCUGACUUGAUUUGUCGUUGGUUUUUUUCUCUUCUAAGUCCGGAUGGACUCUCUCUCUUUAAAAAGUCGGAGUGGACUCUAGGUUUCCCGCCAAAAAACCCCGUGUUGCAUUUGCCACACCUGUUGAUUGAGUUAUUUUACAUUAAUACGCUUGUGGUGCGGAAGGGUUUGCGUACGCUCACGUGAUUAUUUAUCUACAGUGAACCAAAAUUCUUACCCAUGGUGCACCGCUGCGCGCGCGAGAAUUUCGGCAAAAAUGUUUGUGGUGAACCAAGACGCCAAAAACGCCAAAAUAGACCUUUGUCACGCGGCAGCCAUUUUGUCUCAGGAGAUUUAAAAACUUUUAAUUAUGCACAGCUAGCCUUGUAGAACCUUAACCUUCCAUUGGGGCAUGAAGAUUUUCAGAGAUUUCAAGGAAAUUUUUUGACUGAUCUGAAUUUGUCUGCAAGAAAAAUAUUAAAACUUUAUAGCGACUAUCCGCUGGGCAAAAGUUACGGAAUCACAGCUUUCAACCUUAAACAUUGGAACAAUGAACAUAAUUUAAUAUCUGUUGCGAGCGUAAAGUCACGGCAUUGCUCAAGCACUUUGCAGCGGCAAAAGAUAUUUAAGUCUUCAGCCUCGCCGACGCCUAUUUCCCUUUCGUAAUGGAUCGUUGCCAUUUAUAACACGCGAUACCAUCAUGUUGAGAACUGGUAACCAAGCCAUUAGUCAUGAUGUAAUAUGCUCCCUGGACAAGAACGCCAGUCUCGCUUGCUUAGAGAUUAGAUAAGAGAUAAGGAGGCGAUUAAUUCUACACGAAGCAGGAUUUCUUCGCUAAAAGGUUUCACUUCCCAUUUUAUCGACGGUCGAGAAUUCUUCAGAAUAUUUAAUGAAUAUUUUCUUCAGAAUAUACGCGUGUGCAAAUACAAAUCAUUGCUAGAAAGUAGAAACGUAAUGAACAUGGCGCGUGAUUUCAGUCAUCGCCAAAAAUAAACCGCAUGCUCAUCACAAGACUCAUUUUCAUACAAUGAAAGUUUACAACGCCCGACCAGUUUAUAGCCUCUCCAUCGAAGUUUUCAGUUGUUUCAAAGUAAUCAACGCUUUUAAGCAAUAGAAUUCGUGGACCGACCGGUUCUCGGAAAGCUCGACAUGUCUGCAUCAAUCUUCCUAAGCUUUCUUCACAAAACAGAGCAUGGCGCUGUGACAGGUAGCAAUUUCCAUCCUCAGUUUCCACGGUCUCCACUAGUAACGCCUGGGACCAUGAUUCCCCUUUUCGCGGGCACACAAGCGAGACUAACUACCUACUUUUCUGAUCUAUGUUUUAAAAGCUUAGCCAGUAAUUUUUCUUUUUUUCCGGGGAACAAGUUCCUUCUCUCAACUCAAAAGACUCGUCGUUUGUCAUAGUCACUAAAAAAAUGUGCGUUUGUUUCGCUUGAGUCCAGCAAACAUGUAGGAUUCUUGGUCUCAGACCUAAUAGUCCGCAUUCCUCUAAGCCAUCGUUUAACUCUUUUCUGUUUGACUUUGUGUUAACGAUUCACCGCAAACCAGCUGCCAUUUCUACUUUGAUAUCGAGCCAAUAGUUUCAAAUAACUUACUUCCAUUUGACUGACGAACUUUAUCUUAAUACAAUUAAAGUAUUAUACAAGAAUAUUUUCAGCCUAAAAUCGGCAGAAAAAAAUAAGACUAUUCAGCCUGUGUGUUUUAAACUGAAGAAACUGAAAGUGCCCAUCACCUAAAAUUUUAUAUUUUCUUAUCUCAAACUAUACCUUAUUAAAAUAACUUCUGCGAAAAAAUUUGCGGUGUGAACAAAACGCGAUUUUUUUACCAGUUUUUGAAGUCUACAUUUUUGCGGUACACCCGCGCCGUUGAUCAUGCAAACUAGCAGGCUCACAUAUGACGUCAUGUGACGUAAAUUAAGGAACUCGCAUUACCCAGCGGUACACAAAAAAGAUAAAGUACAAGUAAGGUCUUCGCAAGAAGAAGGUUUUUCUGAAAAAGAAAAACCUAUCAGAACUCUUAAUGUUUUCCUGUCGAUAAGGUCACGUGUUCCUUAAAGUACGUCAUAUGACGCCAUACUCCGAGAGAAGACUAAGACGAAUGGUGUGCAAAAAUGGCGGCAAAUUUGAACGUUUUUAAAAAAUUAUAAACAAAUGGUGUUUGGUUCAAAUCGCGACAUUUUUUCGCAGAAGUUAUUUUAAUAAGGUGUAGUUUCAGAUAAGAUAAUAAUAAAUUUUAGGUGAUGGGCACUUGAAGCUAUAUAGCACGACUUACAUCUUACUAGCUGCCUUAAAGUUAAUAAAGGAUACUAUAGUGUAAGUUGAUUUUUUUGUAUUCGAUUGCAGUUUUAGGCAUAUAUUACUUUUUGACACAUGGUUCAUCGGAUUGCCACGUCAUGUACAAACGGGUGUUUUGAAUAUUUGUAAUUGAUACUAUAUUAAGGAACGGAUGAUUUAUUAAGUAACUAGGGUGCUGUAUCUUUAAGCCGCCUCAAACUCUUUAAGUCACUCGUGAACAGGCAGUUUAUCAAAAAAUUCGAUCAUGGGUCCAGCAAAUGCUGUUGGAUUGAUUUGAGACGUAAAAAUUCCGUUUUCCUCUUAUUUUUCACCUCUCAGCUCGUUCUGUCUGACUGUAUGUUUGCGAUUCAUAAUUGAAAACCAACUGCCUUUGCUUAUUUAAACUUGCGUCAGUAGUUUCAUAUAACUUCCUUCCUGUUUAACUAGCGAACUUCAACAUUUAUACCACCUAUUGCGUUUCGCUUGAAAGAAAAUUAAUACUAAUUACUGUGUGAUGAUGACGUUACAUUUGAAGUUUUAAUUCCGGGUUCAGACAUGCAAAGUUUCAAUUUCAAGCAAGCUGAGAGUUUGGAUAUUGUGAGCACGACUUAGACAGGGACUUUUUUUACUACUGUCGCGGAAGACUCAACAGUACUCAAUUAAAAACCAUUUGCCAUCGGAGGAGGAAGUCUGGAGAAUAUUCAGUAAGUCGCGCAAAGAGUAAUUUCCAGCGUCAGUCUCGUGCAAAAAAGAAAACACUUGCAGAGUUCCUCAAAAGUACAGCUGCUGAAACUUAAGACUGUAUAUAACGCUCCAUUCAAUGGUGGAAGCUGAAGGUCAGUCUCAUUCAAAAACGGAUGAAACUUAGAAAGCAAUGAAAUUCUUUUCAUAUUAUAGAAACUGAACACUGAUUAGGGUUAUGUAAAAAAAAAGAUGGCAAGUGCUGAAGGCUUGCAUUUGACACUUGUUAUUAACUGCUUCUUCAACGCUUUCUUGUCUUUCACCGCCAUCGUAUUAAACAUCAUAACAAUGCAAGCGCUCAGAAAAACGUCGUAG
This is a messenger RNA of Porites lobata, 31814 nucleotides long. The record is from the annotation of a GenBank genome assembly. Lineage: Eukaryota; Metazoa; Cnidaria; Anthozoa; Scleractinia; Poritidae.